AUGAGUCGUCGUAAGCGUGCUAAGGUCGAAAACCGCGAAUUAGAUGAAAAAUUGAAACAAGAUGAUUCGGAAUCAGAUCAGUCUGAAAAAAGUAAAAUUACGCCUUCUAGUCCUACUUCUGUCGCUGGACGCCGGGAAUCUUCAUCAAGCCGAACGACUGAUUCCAAAAAAGAUGAAAAGCCGAUUAUUAUUGAAGAAACUAAAAGUGAAGAUAUUGAGGAAGUUAAUUAUAAAGAAAUGCUUAAUAGUUUGGAAGGGGCAGCAUUUCAGUCUAGACUGCCAUUUGACAAAAUGUCAUCUCUUGAAGCGGAGUGUUUUUCUGAUUUACAAGGACCAUCGAGUCAUACAUUUGUACAAAUCAGAAAUCGCAUACUAAAACUAUGGUUUGAAGAUCCUAAGAGGCAGCUAACUCAAGAACAAUCAGUACAGAAAAUGGAACCUCCAUACAAUGGAGAUCCAGCACUAGUAUUAAGGACUCAUGCAUUUUUAGAGAGACAUGGCUUCAUAAACUAUGGAAUAUAUGAACGCCUUACACCUAUCCCUUCGCCACCUAAAGGAAAACAAAGGCCAAAAGUUAUUAUUAUAGGAGCAGGUGUUUCAGGAUUAGCUGCGGCUCGUCAGUUACAGUCAUUUGGAUGUGAAGUUGUUAUUCUGGAAGGAAGAGACAGAGUGGGUGGGCGUGUUGUCACCUAUAGAAAGGGGCCAUAUGUUGCUGAUUUAGGUGCUAUGGUAGUAACAGGAUUAGGUGGUAAUCCAGUAACAACAUUAUCUGUGCAAAUGAAUAUGGAAUUGCAUAAAAUUAAACAAAAGUGUCCAUUGUAUGAAGCAACGGGAAAUCAAGUGCCUAAACAUAAGGAUGAAAUGGUGGAACGUGAAUUUAACCGCUUGUUGGACGCCACGUCUUACUUGUCGCACCAAGUGGACUUCAACUACUACAAUGAUACACCAGUCUCUCUUGGGCAAGCUUUGGAAUGGGUUAUAAAACUGCAACAGAAGAAUGUUAAACAUAAACAGAUCCAACACCUGAAAGCAGUUAUUACUCUUCAAGAGAAACUCAAGAACAACAUAAACAAAAUGGCUGACAUAAAAGAGCUAUUAACAUCGAUGAAGAUAGAAAAGGAAGCACUACUAGUAGAGAAAGAGAAGGGUGCAUUGGGGGAUACGAGCAUUCUACAAGAGUUCAAUUUUCGAAGACUUAACCGUGAAAUGAAUCAGUUAUGCAACGAAUAUGAAGCAAUGCAAACACAGAAUACUACUAUAGAGGAUAAACUGACCCAGUUGGAAACCAAUCCACCGAGCUCAGUAUAUCUGUCUGUACGCGACAGACAAAUACUGGAUUGGCAUUUCGCUAACUUGGAAUUCGCAAAUGCCACGCCGUUGGGAAAUCUCUCACUGAAACAUUGGGACCAAGAUGACGACUUCGAGUUUACAGGAAACCAUUUGACAGUUAUAGUUAUUAGAAACAUGAGUACAUGGAUCGCGACGGUUGCCUGCGAAGGCGUCAGGGGCGUGGAUGAA
Molecule: messenger RNA, 1518 nt
Organism: Brenthis ino (lesser marbled fritillary)
Lineage: Eukaryota; Metazoa; Arthropoda; Insecta; Lepidoptera; Nymphalidae
Source: the annotation of a GenBank genome assembly